Molecule: messenger RNA, 1647 nt
Organism: Ananas comosus (pineapple)
Lineage: Eukaryota; Viridiplantae; Streptophyta; Magnoliopsida; Poales; Bromeliaceae
Product: L-type lectin-domain containing receptor kinase VIII.1-like
Exons: 1
Coding region: 275-1336 (353 amino acids)
Molecular function (GO): carbohydrate binding
Source: RefSeq, a predicted model, not a curated record
UUCGUCGGAGACCGGGGCCGAGUGGUAUGCGACUCUCGCUCACUUCUUCGUUUUUUUGACUUACCCAGUAGUUUCCCGAAGUGGGGCUGCAGGGAAAGGAACAAAAGAAAAUUAGUAGCGAGGACGAUCACUCAGAUCCUCCCUCUCCUCCUCUUUCCUCCUCCUCCUGCUGCAGAAACCCUAACCCUAGAACGAGAGGCGAGAGCUCUACCCCAUCCCUCAUCCCCCAAAACCCUAGCACUAGAUGGGAGAUUGUAGUGCGAGAUCAUAAGAAAUGGCCGCCGCGUCUCGCGUUCACCUCCUGGCUUUUAUACUCUUCUGUGCGGCUCGUCUACUAGCUCGCGCGAGCUCGGGAGGUGAGGAGACCCCGUUCUCGUUCUCGUUCGAAGCUUUUGAGAAGAACCGGGGCUUUGGAUCGAAGAUCGCGCUCUACGGGGACGCCGAGAUCGUCAACUCGACGGCUAGGAUCACCUCCGCGGCGAACUCGAGUUCGGGGAGGGUCGUGUACGAGAAGCCCGUCACAUUUGUCGGUAGGAGCCCCGGGUUCUCCACCUACUUCGUCUUCUCCGCCUCUUCGAGCAAUGGCGGGGGCCUCGCCUUCUUCCUCACUCCGAGCAGUGCUCAAAUGGGCUCGGAUGGUGGGCUUCUUCGGAAUGGGCUCCCGCCUAGUGUUGUUGCUGUGAGUUUUGUCGCCUCGCACGAUCCAAAGAUCGGAAAUUUGGGCGAAAACUACGUCGAAAUCGAUGUUGGGGGUGAGAUAUCGAUCAAAAGCAGCGACCUUUCGAGCUCCAAUUUGAGCCUCAGCGGCCGGGAGAAGCUGCAUUCGUGGAUCGAUUAUAACGGGACUUCGAAUCGAUUGGAGGUGCGGCUUAGCAUAUCUAGGGUUUCGAGGUCGAAGAAGCCCUCAAUUUCCUACCCUAUCGAUCUCUCCAGUAUGCUGCGGAGGGAGAAGAUGCUUGUGGGCUUGAGCUCUCUAAGUGGAAGUGGAAACUCCACUCAGAACACUACUCUGUAUUCAUGGGCCUUCUCCGUGUACCAUGGAGCUACCUAUUUGAUGCAUUCAGAGCCGUUGGAUCCGGAUACGUUCUUGGUUCGGCCCCGCGAGAGCCCUCCUGCAGCUCACAUUCGAAGGAACUACCCAUGGGGAAUCCUAAUAGCCUUAGUGUUCGCCGCCGCGUGCGGAGCCAUGGUGACCUUCUUCACGCUCUUCGUGUGGUUUGCGGUGGUCGCCCACCGUCCGAUCGCGCCUGUGGAGUACCCUGUCCAUCCGUCGGAGGUCGUGUAUGAGAAGAUUGUGUUGGUUAAGGUUAAGGAUGCAACGAAUGCUAGCAAGUAGGGGAUCAUGGAUCAGGGGGUGAGGGUUUGUUUCCUCAGUGUUGUACAUUUUGUGGUUUGUUGGGUUCUUCUCUUUUUUUGGCUACUUUCAUGUUGUAAGUUAUGUAGAAGUUGUUGGUGGAAACUGUAGAAUUUGUGGCUAACUUCUACAAAUCCUCCCGUUUCCAUCAAGAAGAUAUCAAGUUGUAUGUGAUGUUGCCCUGUUUUACUGAGUGAAGCAGGGGUGAGUGUUAUAUGGUAGCUUUACCUUUCAAUCUGUAAUGGAAACAAUUAGUUUUGCAAAAUUUGCAUAUGGUUGCUUUACUUUUGGAA